AGUCUCUGUUUGUCGUGUUUUGUGUGAUACUGAACACAGGAUUAAAGUGCAUACAUUUAGAUUUCAAAUUUAAUAUUCAUCACCAAAACAUGACGAACGUAGUGUGGCUAUCAGGGUUGCUGCUGAUUCAGAUUCUGGUCACCUCAGCAGGAGGGCCAUCAGCCUACAACAUAUUUCAGCAGCAUGCUAGUCCAUCCCAUUUUAGUCACAGCAAUUUUGGCAGUGAUUACGGAGAUUUUUCAAGCUCCUUCUCAGGCCCAUCAGGUUUUGGAGUAUCUGGAGAAAGUAAUUUCUUAUACCAACCAACUCAAUUUCCACCACCUCAAACUACAACUCAAGAUCCAACCACAAUAGGGUGCGGUACUCCACCAGCAGGAUGUCCAAAAACUAGAUACAGAUCUUUUGAUGGAACCUGUAAUAACCUUAGGAAUCCUGUUCUAGGAACACCAAACACUCCCUACACCAGACUUCUUCCUGCUAACUACGGAGAUGGUGUUAUGACCCCAACAACCGCCAAGAGUGGAAACCCUCUUCCAGCCGCUCGUCAAAUUAGUUUAGCUCUUUACCCUGAUGUGCCACUCGAAGACCCAAUUUGGUCAUUAAAUGCCAUGCAGUAUGGCCAAAUUAUCACCCACGACAUGAGUAUGAUUGCUGGAUCAACUCAAGCACAACCUCAUCAAACCAGAUGUUGUACCGACGAUGGACAACUUCUAGAGUUGGCCAACAUCCCCGAACAUUGUUUUCCAAUUGUGUUGCCCGACAACGACCCAAUUUUGCAACAAACAAGAAGGAAAUGCAUGAAUUUUGUCAGAACUAUCACAAAUCGUGACCGUAACUGCGUAGGGGGACAUACACCAGCUGAACAGCUAACCAACGUCAAUCAUUUCUUGGACCUUUCUAUCGUAUACGGCAACACUGCCCAACUCAACCAACAACUUAGACAAUUUAGAGGAGGGCGUCUUAUUGUCGAAAGGAGAAAUAACCAGGAAUGGCCUCCACGUGCCACCAAUGCAUCCGGAACUUGCAGCAUUCAGAGUCAGCAGGAAGCUUGUUAUUUGGCAGGAGACACUCGUGUGAACCAAAACCCACAACUAACCCUUCUCCAAAUCGUAUUGCUUCGUGAACACAACAGAAUCGCUGAUGUUUUGUCAAAAUUAAACCCGCACUGGGAUGACGAAACAACGUUCCAAGAAGCCAGAAAAAUUAACAUCGCCGAACAUCAACACAUCUCCUACUACGAAUGGCUUCCAAUUUUCAUUGGUGCCGAAAACUCCCUGAAAAACAGAAUCCUCUACCAAACCAAAGGUUUUGUCAACGAUUACGAUGAAAGUGUCAAUCCUACAGUCUUGAACGAACAUGCUACCGCUGCUUUCAGAUAUUUCCACUCUUUAAUUGCUGGACGUUUAGAUUUGGUUAAAGAAGAAAGAAGCAGUUUCCAAAACUUGAGAUUGAGCGAUUGGUUGAACAGGCCAGCAAUUUUGGAAGAAGGAAAUAAUUUCGAUGAAUUAAGCAGAGGUUUAGCUACCCAACCAGAACUUAAUUCCGAUCAAUAUCAUGACAGUGAAAUUACUCAAUAUUUGUUUAGAGGCAACCAACAAUUCGGAAGCGAUCUAAAAUCCUUCGAUGUUCAAAGGAAUCGCGAUCAUGGCUUGGCCAGUUACAAUGACUAUCGUCACUUCUGCGGACUAAAGAGGGCGCACACUUUCGAAGACUUAUUGGACGUUAUAAAAUACGAAAAUGUACAAAAACUUUCCCAGAUCUACGAAUCCGUAGAAGAUAUUGAUUUGACUGUUGGUGGUUCUUUGGAAGCCCAUGUACCUGGAACGUUAGCUGGUCCAACUUUCUUGUGCAUUUUGACAGAACAAUUUUUUAGGACUAGAGUUGGUGAUAGAUUCUGGUUUGAAAAUGGAGGCGACACUGGAUUUACCAAGGAACAACUCAAUGAACUUCGUAAAGCCAGUAUCUCUAGACUUUUAUGUGACAACUCUCCAAAUGUCAAAGCCAUGCAACCAAGAGGUUUCGAAAGGAUUUCCCAUGCUAAUGCUGUGCUUCCAUGCGACCACUUACCAUCAGUAAACUUAUUAUUAUGGAAAGAUAUUAAUGGAUCCCCACAGAUUCCAUCCCCAGCUCACUUGGAAGAAGAUUAUUCAUUUUUCUUUAAUAAAUAAAAACUAUAAUUUUAAUGGUUAUAAUAACGGGUAAUUUAUUAAGUGCAAUAACAAAUCAUUUAUUACAAAUGACUUGUUUUACUAUUUGCGGUCCAUUUUAAUUACCAAAAUAGUAUUGUGCCUUAUUUUUG
Molecule: messenger RNA, 2299 nt
Organism: Brassicogethes aeneus
Lineage: Eukaryota; Metazoa; Arthropoda; Insecta; Coleoptera; Nitidulidae
Source: the annotation of a GenBank genome assembly